UCUAACUUCCUUGCAAUCUACUAGGUAUCCUUCUCAACAGAACACAAACCUUAUUAAUCAAUCAAUAUGCAGACCUCACUUCUUCACCAGCUAAUUGUUGGAAACAAGUUUCAAAAAUCGGAUAACAGAUACUUGCUCGAUUCAGCCUCUCAUCAAUAUCAAUAUCCAUCCAAAGAUCAAAGCAAAUGUAGUAUAAGUUCUAACCAGAAAAAGCGCAGCAGGAAGGCCGAUAGUAAUUCUGAAAUUACAGCGAGACUUGGGACAAACAUAUCUGAAACUAUAAAGAGAAAGUUAAGCUUAGGGGCUCGAAUUCUUCAAGUGGGUGGAGUGGAGAAAGUGUUCAUGAAGUAUUUUAGUGUGAUCGAGGGGGAGACGUUACUGAAAGUUUGCCAUUGUUAUCUGUCGACCACAUCUGGUCCUCUAGCUGGUCUCCUCUUUAUCUCCACUGAAAAGGUUGCCUUUUGUAGUGAGAGAUCAAUAAAAGUCUUUAACCAGAAAGGUCAAAUGUGUAGGAUCCACUAUAAGGUUUCUAUUCCAGUGAAGAAGAUAAAGAGUGUGAGGCAAAGUGAAAAUGUUGAGAAGCCAAGACAGAAGUACAUAAAUAUAGUUACAGUUGACAACUUUGAUUUCUGGCUUAUGGGUGUAUCAAAAUAUCACAAGACUUAUAAAUAUCUCGAACAAGCAACUUCUCAAACUUAGCUGAAUAUAAGAUAUAACUUACAAGAGAUGAAAUACCGCAAGUAAUUAUAUGACAGCUAGCUGUAAUUGAAGAUAUGAUUUGAGGACAAAACAUCCCGCGGAUGUAUUGGCUUUUCACUCAAGAUUGAGCAUUGAUAUAUAACAGAUGCACAUGGUUCAUUCAUAUCAGCGCAAAUGCAAACUUGGCUGUCAACACAUUGUUGAUAAAGUUGUUGAUACAAGAGACCAUUAGGUGCAUGCUUUGUAACAAACACCAAACAAUGAGUGUUAGAGAUAGGGAUCAAUAUUAGGAAAAGGUAACCAUUGAUCCAUAGAGAGAGGCCUAUUUUGAGUUCAAUGAAAGGAGAUUAUUAAUUGUUAUUGUAUAAAACAAGAUGGAAGGAAAUGUAAAUAGAAAGAAUGAAGCGGGAAGCAUUCUCACAAUGGUGAUGAUGCAGAGGAGUCCUAUCAAGGCUCCAUGGUCUAAGCAUUGUUGCUGGAAAAUAUGUUUGAUUAAAUAAAUAAGAGUCAAAUUAGUUUUUGUCA
Molecule: messenger RNA, 1224 nt
Organism: Vicia villosa (hairy vetch)
Lineage: Eukaryota; Viridiplantae; Streptophyta; Magnoliopsida; Fabales; Fabaceae
Product: GEM-like protein 6
Exons: 3
Coding region: 67-699 (210 amino acids)
Source: RefSeq, a predicted model, not a curated record